AUGUCGUCCAUCCUCGCCUCUCUCGACAUGAGUCUCGACGACCUCAUUGCGCGCAAAAAGCCCAAGGCCAGCAACCCGUCGUCGCGUCCAGCGAGGCAGAACAAGGACAAAGACACUGUCGGUCCCAUUCGAGGGGGACGCCGACGCAAUGCUAGUCGGAAGACCCAGCCCUAUGCGCGAUCUCGCGGCGGUAAUGAGGACGACAUGGACAUUGACGUAGAUGACGCUGUUGACAAUGGCAGCCGUAGCAGCAAGAAGCGCUCGGUGGUUAUCAAAAAGGUCGGCAAUGGGGGCAAGAAAGGCGGUGGCGUGUCCAUUCUGUCGCGUCUUGGCAGCAAGGACUCGACUGGCUCUGGCACGAAGAUCUUGGUCAAGAAUUUAAAGUUUGACAUUCUGGAGGAAGAAGUGCGCGAGCUCUUUGGCACAGUAGGGGAAGUGUCAAAGGCGGAGAUCGUGUACGAUCGUUCCGGUCGAUCGAAAGGCAUUGCCCGUGUCUGGUUCACCCGUCGAUCCGAUGCAGACAAGGCCAUUAAGCAAUACGAUGGACGUACGCUGGACGGCCUGCCAAUGCAGAUUACACUGGACUCUGACAAAAACGUUCGCAACGGAUUGUUUGGGACGGCUCUGAAGCGUGACGACAAGGAUGUCAAAUUCAAUGUGUCUUUCGGAGGAAACAAAGACAACGAGCAGUCGAACGGCCGCCGAAACAGACGUCGCGGGCGCGUUAACGAGAAGGGCAGUCAUGGUAACCGCGAGUCUGCUCCAUCCAAGACCACUGAAGACCUUGACAACGAGAUGGACACGUACAUGAACGACGCAUAA
Molecule: messenger RNA, 822 nt
Organism: Peronospora matthiolae
Lineage: Eukaryota; Oomycota; Peronosporomycetes; Peronosporales; Peronosporaceae
Source: the annotation of a GenBank genome assembly